CGCUUGAUGCCCGCUGCCGGAGCGAGGAGCCGAGACCUGGUAAUCGAGAGGCUAGCUAGGGUUUGGGGGCGGGUUUAGGCUGGGGGACCUGCGGUUGGUGGCGCGGAAGAGGGGUUGGGGUGGGGGGAUUUUGGAUGGUCUCGGCGGCGGCGGAGAGGCGUUGGAGUAGUGCGUGCUCGUGCUCCGUCUUCUUCUUCUUCUUCUCCCCAUGGGAAGGUCGUUCAGGGACUCGCUCAAGCUGCUCGAGGCCGACAUCCAGCACGCCAACUCGCUUGCUUCUGAAUUUCGAAGGGAAUAUGAUGGUGCCUGUCUUCAGAUGAGAAUGUCAUACUGUCCAGCUGCACACCUUUUCCUUUUUCUUGUGCAGUGGACUGACUGCAACCUUGCCGGUGCGCUUGGGCUGUUGAGGAUUCUCAUUUACAAGGUUUAUGCUGACGGAACAACUACCAUGUCCACUCAUGAAAGGAAAGCAAGCAUUAGGGAAUUCUAUGCUGUCAUAUAUCCUUCUCUUGGGCAAUUACAAGAAGGAAUCAAUGAAGUGGAGGACAAGAAACAAAAGGCAAUUUGUAUAGAGAGGUAUAGAAGACCGGACGAGGAUCACAAAAGGGUGAUCUCAGAGAUUGAUGAUAAUAUAGAGGAAGAAUGUGGCAUAUGUAUGGAGAUAAAUGGCAAAGUUGUCCUUCCGACUUGUAGCCAUGCUAUGUGCAUUAAAUGCUACCGUGACUGGAGAUCAAGAUCCCAGUCCUGUCCAUUCUGCCGCGAUAGCCUCAAGAGAGUAAACUCUGCCGACCUCUGGAUAUACACAGAUAACAGUGACAUAGUCGACAAAGCGACAGUUCGAAGAGAGAACCUGAGGCGUCUCUUCAUGUACAUUGAUAAGUUACCCACAGUAAUCCCUGAAUCUGUUUUCGAGGUAUAUGAUUCCCACGUAAAGUGACCUUGUGCUCGUAUUCAGCGCCGCGCCAGUUGUUUGUCGGCUAGAGCGCUGUAGACAUCUGUGGAGCCCCGGGUGCCCGGUGUGGGGAGCUGAUGGAAGCUCACCAUCAGCUCCCUAGCAGCUCUCUGGGGAGGCUCCGUAGGUAAGGUAUAUAUGUAAAUUGUCCUCGGGGUUGUAUCACUGUGAUGUUUUAGGGAAUUCUGAUGCCUUUGGUCUUGUAAGUAAUGAAUCAUUCACUCUUGUCUUGGGUAAUAUUAUCAUGGUAGCAUUUGCUUCUUC
This is a messenger RNA of Brachypodium distachyon (stiff brome), 1216 nucleotides long. Its product is annotated as E3 ubiquitin-protein ligase AIRP2. Gene Ontology annotation, biological process: protein ubiquitination. The record is from RefSeq and is a predicted model, not a curated record. NCBI's taxonomy places the organism in Eukaryota, Viridiplantae, Streptophyta, Magnoliopsida, Poales, Poaceae. The transcript is spliced from 5 exons. Gene Ontology annotation, molecular function: ubiquitin protein ligase activity. The coding region runs from base 209 to 937 and encodes 242 amino acids.